Monoraphidium neglectum is the source of this 357-nucleotide messenger RNA. RefSeq names its product DnaJ-like zinc-finger protein. Lineage: Eukaryota; Viridiplantae; Chlorophyta; Chlorophyceae; Sphaeropleales; Selenastraceae. The transcript has 4 exons. The record is from RefSeq and is a predicted model, not a curated record. The coding region runs from base 1 to 357 and encodes 118 amino acids.
AUGAGCUUUGAUGCCGAGGACGACCUCGACGCUGACUUGGCCGCGGAGCUGUCGCGGCGGCAGGCGCCCGACGCCUGGCGGAAGCUGCAGCGCCAGCUGGAGAUGGCCUGGGACAUUCGGAAGAGCCGCGGCAUGCGCGCCAAGUGCAGCUGCUGCGAGGGCUCUGGGGAGAGCGAGUGCCGCUGGUGCCACGGAACUGGCGCCAUGAUGGCCGGCGACACCUUCCUGCGCUCGGCGGAUGGCAGUAGCCACUGCCCAGUCUGCAAGGGCACGGGCCAGGUCGCCUGCGAAAACUGCCGCGGCACCGGCUACCGCGCGCUGUGGCUGGGGGAGAGCGCGUCUCGGGGGGAACCCUGA